This is a messenger RNA of Cucurbita pepo subsp. pepo (vegetable marrow), 1956 nucleotides long. RefSeq names its product putative F-box/FBD/LRR-repeat protein At1g66300. Lineage: Eukaryota; Viridiplantae; Streptophyta; Magnoliopsida; Cucurbitales; Cucurbitaceae. Gene Ontology annotation, molecular function: protein binding. The record is from RefSeq and is a predicted model, not a curated record.
AGACGAUAUCGGAAAAGCUGACGGAGAAGAGUGAUGGAAAUGGACCAACUGCCGGAAGAAAUCCUUCACCGGAUCUUGUCCUUCCUUUCUUUCAGAGAAGCAGUUCAUUUCGGCGUCUUAGGAUCCAAGUAUCACGCUAUUUGGCGAUCAUUCCCCGCCCUGGAAGCCGAUUUCGACCCUAAACUUCAUCGCAAUCUCGACUUAUUCUUGCGUCUCAUUUACAACAAUCUUUACAAACGCACAACGAAUUCUCUUGAAAGGUUGGCGGUUCGCACUAAUUUUCAUUCCAUGUUCAAUCCCCUGGGACCUGAUUUGAUCUUUUUCGCUGCAUCCUUCAAUUUGCGAGAGCUUGAACUGACGAACACCGAUGUCGAAGUUCGUGAUAAUCAUAAAGAUGGAAGGCAUUACUCCAUCAUGGUGCCAGGAAGUAUUUUCCAUCUCAAAACCCUCACUAUUCUGAAAUUAGAUUGUUUCCGAUUCGAUACUCCGCAUAUCGUAUUAGAUAGUGUUUCCCCGUUGAAGGAACUGAAACUUUCAAGAAGCCUAGGGAUUCAAAGCUUUGCUUUGAAAGAGAACACGAAACUUCAAUCUCUCGAAGUUGAGUACUGCGAAGACCUGCGAUUGUUGGAUAUUGACGCACUGAAUCUUGAGAAUUUUGAUUUUCUAGGGCCGUUUUCGAUGUACAAAUGCGAAGUCGUUAUUUCUCCUGAUACUAGGGCUUUGAAAACUCUGAGAUUGAAACACGCGAAUGUUUCGAAAUCUCUCCUCCAAGAACCUACUCCUGGUAGCCAAAUUGUUGAGCAACUGUAUCUCAAAAUGAGCAAGACGACGGAACUCCACUGGAUCCAAUUGGAUUGGGCCAAUCUGAAAAGAUUGGAGUUCAUGGGAAUGCUACAGUUAGAAAAGAUCGAUUUAAUCUCUGAAAACCUUGAAUAUUGUAUUCUUGACAUGGCCUGGUCACCAUCAUGCCAGUUGAAUUUUGGUGAGCCGACUGGCAAAUUCCUCAGAUCUCUGUCAUUACUUUACUCGGAAAAGAUCACAGGACCUUGGGUUGAACAGCAUUUGGAUCGUUUCCGUUUGAUGGAAGAUUUCAGAGUUGAAGGAUGCUGUAAGUUGAAAUCCCUCAAGUUUAGGCAUGACAGGCUCAAGAACAUGAAGUUCUUAUACUGCAAUUACCUUGAUCGAUUGGAUAUUGAUACUCCAUUGCUAGAAUCUCUGGAAAUUGGUUACACCGACAGAGUUCCUUCACACACGGUGAUUCGUUCUAAACCUUUAAACGUUAAGAUCUCACUCUUUUUCCGUACCUCAAAGCCUGUUCCUCACGAGGAUUUGAAUCGAUUUCUUCUAACCUUCAACAGUUGCAAAGAGUUGACACUGGAUUUCAAGUCGAAUUUUGAGCAAUUGUUUCCUACAAAACUCAGAGAAGAUGUCACAUGGCUUACUCCAUUGUAUGAUGUGAAGAACUUGAAGAUCGACGUUCGGUUCGAGGACGAUCCGAAACAAAGCAUCAAAGCCUUCGGUAAUCUCUUGAAAUGUUUGUUCUGGCUUGUUCCGCUUCCAAAAUGCAUCACUUUUGUGACAUCAACGAAGGAGCAAUCCAUCAAGUUUGGAUACUGUGAAAUUGAUGAAGGGACGCAUCCAUGCUGCGUUUACUACCCAGAACAAUGCUGGAGACACAGAUUGGUAAGCGUUGAAUUGAGCAACUUUGAUAAUGAUCAUCCUAAAAGCAUUGCGAAGAAGAAGGAACUGCUGGGGUUCUUGAAACUGAAUGCUUCCAGGUUAAAGACCAUUCGUGAUGAUUGUGAUGAACUCCCUGAAUCAUCAUCAUCUGAACUCCCUGAAUCAUCGUCAUCUGAACUUCCUGAAUCAUCAGAAGUUAUGAACAUCUACAUCUCUGUUUGUGAUCAUGGCCGCUACAUCUUUUACAGCAGAUUAACAAGUUCUUCAGAUUUCUAG